Molecule: messenger RNA, 1124 nt
Organism: Lindgomyces ingoldianus
Lineage: Eukaryota; Fungi; Ascomycota; Dothideomycetes; Pleosporales; Lindgomycetaceae
Exons: 2
Coding region: 201-1124 (307 amino acids)
Source: RefSeq, a predicted model, not a curated record
AACUUUCCCUAGGUAGCGAUCUAAGAAUGGUAGUGGUGGAUACGAACCUGGAAACCGCUACUAGUUAAGUUGUGCCCCCUGCGGACUGCAAUUUUGUGACGCGACUCUUCUUCCUCAAACACACUUCAACAACAACCUAAGAAUUAGGUCCCGAACACUUCCUACCCUCACGUUACAAUAUAUCGCCCCAAACCACUGCCAUGGUAAAAUUCCCAAAACCAUCAGUAGCAAAACGUGAGAGCACGUAUAGCUCCCUACGAACUCGUCGUACCAAACGCGCUAAAUCCUCCUCUGCCAUCCUUCCAUUCCGAUUCCUAGACCUUCCACGAGAGCUCCGCGACCAAAUCUACGCCGAGGUAUGGGAAGAUUCUGAAGCGCUCCAAGUCGUGUACAAUGGAAUUAUUUUCGAGGCCAACCACUGUUCCCCUACAGCCCCACCAGAUACUAUAAGCAGGAACUGGAGCCGUCGUGAUAUGUGGCUCUUGGCAAACAAGCAGAUUUUACGAGAAGGCAUCGAGACGUUCCAACGAGACGCCUACUAUGUUUGUUACAUGCAAUCAGCCCGGAAGCCUAAUUUCAGCCAAUGGAAUUUACGACCACUGUUAAACCCAUCUGCAGGAAAGAGCCUCGACCUCUUCGGUCUCAUCAAAGAAGAAACCAUGCGCGAACUCGACACGACGUUUGGCUACCACCUCCGCAACGACGGUCGCAGCGUCGAAGGCCGUCUUGAACUCUUCGAAGGGGACAUCAAAGCCCUCCAGAAUCUCCGAGCUGUGAUAGGCCCUGCGUCUAGCUUGCAGGAACUCUGCAUCCGCAUCGACGUGUCAAAAUACUACCGAUUAGAGGUUGAUGAAGGGUGUGUUCCUAUCUCGACCGAUCUCCGGCCCUUGGAACUUCUUAAUACGGCGACGAAUUUACGGCAGGUGCAUGUUUGGAUGAGUACGCGCAUGAGAUUUCUCCCACGUCCGAUGCAUUAUAUUCAUAGUGAUACUUUGACGAUUAUUGGAGCGGAGAUCGCGAGGGUUGGGAAGGUGUUGGUCGGAGAGGGGUCGGUUACACAGUUGGUCUCGACGGUGCUGUCGAAUACACAGCAAAAGUGGAAGUACGAGAUUCGACGAGCUUGA